AUGAACUUUGGUUUGCACAUUGGACCAGCGUUGGAAGCCACCCGUGAACGCACUAAAUCGUUGAAACGCAGGAUCUUCCCACUCUGUGUGUGCCACCUGAACGCAGCAGCAGACCAGAGCAGUCGAGGCGUGCUGCUGAUGACACCUUUAGCUGCUCGCUAAAGUCAUGGCGCUGCUCAAACACAGCUGCUGUUUUGCGGGCCGUUUUUCCACAAACCAUCUCUGGCUGAGUCCCAGAUGCAUCCCACAUGGCUACACCAGCAGUCUGACCACUGUGGCCACAUCCUCCCCAGACCGGACCGACAGAAAGAAGGAGCUGCUGGGGGACGACGGGCCCGAUCUACAGGACUUCAUCUCAGGGGAGCUAUCGGAGAAAAGCAAAUGGGCAGAGUACAGAGGCAACCUGAAGAGAGAGAAGGGAGAGAGGCUGCGGCUUCCUCCAUGGCUGAAGACGGAGAUCCCCAUCGGGAAAAACUUCAACCGGCUGAAGAACACACUGAGAGACCUCAACCUGCACACAGUGUGUGAGGAGGCCAGGUGUCCUAACAUCGGGGAAUGCUGGGGAGGAGGAGAAUACGCCACAGCCACAGCCACCAUCAUGCUGAUGGGGGACACGUGUACCCGUGGGUGCAGGUUCUGCUCCAUAAAGACGGCCCGUCGGCCUCCACCUCUGGACCCAGACGAGCCGUACAAUACAGCCAAGGCCAUCGCUGCCUGGGGGCUGGACUACGUGGUUCUCACCUCCGUUGACAGAGAUGAUAUUGCCGAUGGAGGGGCAGAUCACUUUGCUAAAACAGUCACCAACCUGAAGGAAAGGGACUCUAAGAUCCUGGUUGAGUGUCUGACCCCUGAUUUUCGCGGCGACUUGGCAGCAGUAGAGAAGAUCGCCCUGUCGGGGUUGGAUGUGUAUGCCCACAACGUGGAGACGGUGCGAGAGCUGCAAAGGUUUGUCCGUGACCCCAGAGCGAACAUUGACCAGUCUCUGAGUGUCCUGAGGCACGUUAAAAAGGUCAAACCCAACUUGCUCACCAAGACUUCCAUCAUGCUGGGUCUGGGCGAGACGGACCAACAGAUACUCAACACCUUGACCGAGUUGCGAGAGGCCGGAGUGGACUGUCUAACACUGGGCCAGUACAUGCAACCCACUAAACGCCACCUAAAAGUGGAGGAAUACGUCACUCCAGAGAGGUUCGCCCACUGGGAGAAAGUCGGUAAUGAAAUGGGCUUCGUCUACACAGCCAGCGGGCCUCUGGUUCGAUCCUCCUACAAAGCAGGCGAGUUCUUCCUGAAGAAUCUACUGGAGAAGAGAAAAGCAGAAGUCACCAUAGCUGAAUGAAAAGCACAGAAGCAGUAGCUUCUAGAGGCUGUCUCCCUUUAGUCUCGUCCCUAGCUACAACUAAACACAUUCACAGUGACAGCUUUACUCCUGCCGUACCAUAAUGCAUCAUUGUAAACUGCAGCACAGGAAACACUUAACAUUACAUGAUUAGUAUCAACAGCAAAAAAAGAAAGAAGGCAGGUGACAUUAAGGAGACCUCAUGUAAGUACAGGGAUCAUUCAGUUUCUUUUCGAGGCCCUUGUCCUCCCCUGUUCACCUGUAGCAACUCGGAGGAACAACGUUUCAGGGAGAGGAGAUCAAAGCGAUCAAGCAGGGGUUAAAGGCCUGCAGGUUUGUAGAUAAACUGGGUGUGGAGCAGAAAAUAUACAACCUGGUGUUAGCAGGGGCUGUAAUUUGCAAUCUCUGCACCACAGGAGGCCCCUAAAUCACAUUCACAUGAACUCCCUCCCCUCAGGGGCCCUGGACUGCAGGUUAGAGGUACUGAUCCCUGACCGCUAGCUCUGUUUAUGAACUCUUUGAUGUCUGCUGGUUCAGGACGGAUUCAAUGAAGUGUUAGAGGGUUUUUUUUUUUUUUUUUUUUGGACUGAGGGUUCCUGCAGCGGCUACAUGAUAGAAUAAUUGAAGAAAAAGUUAAAUUGGGGCCUCAAAUUGUGCUUACAUAAGGUACAGAAGUACAAGGAGGGAGGUACUUGUAUCUGAUAAAGAGACAAUUUUUUUUACGCAAAAUCAAUUUCAACCUUUGACUUGGACAAGAAAGUUGUGUGCUUAUUUUCUGCAAAGAUUGUUGGCACAGAACAAAUCUUUAAAAUGUACAUUUGUAUUUGAGGAAUUAAAAUGAAUCAGUGGACAUUUGCUGGUUUUUCAUUUUUGUGUCACUUUAUUUUUUGGAGUUGGAAUAAUAAACAGGAAAUAGGACACCCGUCACAUUUUAUUGCAUCGCCGUUUUGUAUUAUGAAGUCACUUAUACAGAGGACAAACACUGACUGACAUACAGUGUAAUGAUUUAUAAAAAUAUUUUUUUAAAACCGUAUAAAAAUUUGUUUUGCAAUUAAGCAACAAUACUUGAUUUAAAAAGUGAUACUGUAAGAAAGAAGACUCUGGCUAAUAGUAUACAAUUCAAAUCGGAGGUGCAUGUAUGACUUCAUCUGAAUUGUUCGGUUAAAAAAAAGAAAA
This is a messenger RNA of Anoplopoma fimbria (sablefish), 2512 nucleotides long. It is a transcript of the gene lias, whose product is annotated as lipoic acid synthetase. The record is from RefSeq and is a predicted model, not a curated record. Gene Ontology annotation, cellular component: mitochondrion. Gene Ontology annotation, biological process: lipoate biosynthetic process. Gene Ontology annotation, molecular function: lipoate synthase activity; 4 iron, 4 sulfur cluster binding. NCBI's taxonomy places the organism in Eukaryota, Metazoa, Chordata, Actinopteri, Perciformes, Anoplopomatidae. Bases 167 to 1336 code for a protein of 389 amino acids. The transcript is spliced from 11 exons.